UGCACACUUUUGCAACUGUCAUAAGCGACGUAAACAUUGAGUUAGAUUUCACAUGAUAACACGACCGCCUGGCCUCUUCCUCUAACGGAACGUCGUGAUUUUUUACGAAAACUACUGGCUACGAAUUUCGUUGAUCGAUUCACGAGUGUCAUUCGUGAGAGUCGAAGAUGGAACGAAAUUUGGUGAAAACUCUGGAUGAUACAUACGAUAAGGAAAAUAUUAUUGGUUGCAUCUUGGCUGAUCACGCUGGUCUUUGUUUAGGAGUUAAAGGCGAUGCAUCAAGUGACAGUGCUGGACUGAUAGUGGCUAUAGCGGAUUUAGUUGCAAAAUUGGAACCUAAAUCUGGAUCACCAAUCAUAUCACUUCAAAAUGAAAACAGACAGUGUACUAUACUUCGUAAGGAAACUGUAGUUGGUGCUAUAUACAAAGAUAUAUCAACUUGAAAUAAUCAUAUAUAUAUUCUGGAUAAAUA
Molecule: messenger RNA, 472 nt
Organism: Pogonomyrmex barbatus (red harvester ant)
Lineage: Eukaryota; Metazoa; Arthropoda; Insecta; Hymenoptera; Formicidae
Gene: Lamtor5
Product: Late endosomal/lysosomal adaptor, MAPK and MTOR activator 5
Biological process (GO): negative regulation of apoptotic process; positive regulation of TORC1 signaling; cellular response to amino acid stimulus
Cellular component (GO): cytoplasm; lysosome; Ragulator complex
Molecular function (GO): guanyl-nucleotide exchange factor activity
Source: RefSeq, a predicted model, not a curated record